AUGGGAAACAAUUAUCAUAUAUAUGGUUGUCAACUUGUCAAGAUAUACUUGUGGAAAUUAACUAGCUCCAAAAAUGGCCUAUCUUCGCCACCCGGCUUUUGUCCUGCCACUACUACUGCUCUUUGCCUUCUCACUUAUGAGCUCCAAAAACAAUGGUUGCAGGGGCUCGCUUUCUUCUCGAGACUUCCUUGCCUCAAGUGCCCGAGCUUCCAAAGCCUGAGCUGCCACAAUUGCCUAAGCCUGAGCUUCCACAGUUGCCCAAAGCCUGAGCUGCCACAAGUGCCUAAGCCUGAGCUGCCACAACUUCCUAAGCCUGAGCUUCCACAACUUCCUAAGCCUGAGCUUCCACAGUUGCCGAAGCCCGAGCUGCCACAAGUGCCUAAGCCUGAGCUGCCACAACUUCCUAAGCCUGAGCUUCCACAACUUCCUAAGCCUGAGCUUCCACAGUUGCCAAAGCCCGAGCUGCCACCGCUUCCUAAGCCUGAGCUACCGCAGUUUCCAAAGCCUGAGCUGCCACCAUUGGCUAAACCCGAAAUACCAUCAGCACCUCAUGUCCCAACCUUGCCAAAGGAAGGCCAUAAGUUGGCUGAAAUACCACAUGCCCCAACCUUGCAUGAGUUACCUCAACUUCCAAAGCCUGAAUUGCAACCACUUCCCACUUUCCCAACUUUGCCGAAGCCCGAGCUGCCAGCGGUGCCCAAUGUCCCUACUUUACCAAAGCCUGAAGUGCCAAAGUUGCCUGAAAUUCCACCUCUGCCACAUCUCCCAGCUGAGCUACCUAAGCCCACAUUGCCUUCCAUCCCAACCCUCCCCAAGGCCCACACCCCUCCCUUCACUCAUCCCACCUCACAAAACCACCCUUCCUUGAUUCUCUUAAAUAUUUCGAAUUAA
Prunus armeniaca (apricot) is the source of this 891-nucleotide messenger RNA. The record is from the annotation of a GenBank genome assembly. NCBI's taxonomy places the organism in Eukaryota, Viridiplantae, Streptophyta, Magnoliopsida, Rosales, Rosaceae.